Molecule: messenger RNA, 1170 nt
Organism: Amaranthus tricolor (Joseph's coat)
Lineage: Eukaryota; Viridiplantae; Streptophyta; Magnoliopsida; Caryophyllales; Amaranthaceae
Exons: 4
Coding region: 393-779 (128 amino acids)
Cellular component (GO): mitochondrial large ribosomal subunit
Source: RefSeq, a predicted model, not a curated record
AACCCUUGUUGCUCUACUAGCCGUCAUCCCUAAUCUCCCCACCCUUCUUCUCUCCUUCUCCCUCACUCCUCACGGUAGCAGCAGCCCAUCCACACCACAGGCUACGUGAGCCUCGCCACCAACACCACCAUCAGCCGGAAGCCAGCCACGUAGCAGCAGCCCAGCGUCCUCUCUCCUAGCAGCAGCCACGGCUGCGUUUUGCCCCCAACAGCAGCAGGCUGCUGUGACGCCAAGUUUAGCACCACCACGCAACUUUCCCUCCACCAUCACGCACGGUGGGUCUCAUCACCACCACAAAAACCACCAACCUCUUGACCCAUUUUCUAGUUCCACCCAUUGCACAACUACGAGAAAGAAAUAGAGGAUAGUGUAUUCCCAAAAAUCAAUCAAAGAUGUUAAAGUUCUUAUCAAAAGUAAAAUUAGAAUUCAACGCACUGGACUCCCGUGCAGGUGCGUGUAUGGAAUUCUUAGCUCAAUGCAGUGCCGGCACAGCCAGGGAUUCCAAUCCAUCUUGCCAAGUUGAAGUCAAAAGGCGAACCGAUGAUCACCCACCUCAAAUCAAGGUCACUUUCGUCAAUGGUGUCGAAGAAGUUUUUGAUGCUUCCAUAACUUCUGCUCAAUCAAUUCGUUCUCUCAUCCUUGAUAAAGGUCGGUAUCUUGAAAUUGAGCAGAUGUUUCGUGAUGGUGGUCAUGGUUGGCCUAUCAUUAUUCCUGAACAAGAGCUUCAUGAACCUGUUCCUAGUAUCAAGCCUAGAAAAGCAGAGGACAAAAAGCAAUAAUUGCCCUUUGCCAAAAAAAGGCGAUUUGAAGCUUUUUAGCCAAGAUUGUUCAUACAGGAGAAGCUUCUCAAAGUGUUUAGUGUUUCCAAGAGAUUUAUUUCAUUCGGACUUGGGACUUGUGCUGCGGUCUGUCUGAUACUCGUUUUGACUCAAUGUCGAUCACUUUAGUCGUGUUCUUUUGAUAUGGAUGGAUAUAUUAAUCUUUCCUUUGCAUUUUGGUCUUUGUUUGGUGUAGAGGAAAAUGUGAUUUUGGUGAGUUUUGACAAGUAAUAAUACCCUUGAUGGGUUUUAAUUUCUAUUAGUUUUUUGUAACCUUUGAAUGAUAAAAACUCCACACAGGAGUUUAUCCUUGACCAACAAUAGUACUUUGAAUUGAAGACUGGUUGGAGUA